AUGGCUAGGAUUUGUAGCAUUCAUUACGAAGCCUUUGUUGCACCACGUGUAGAAGGUAUGCUGUUCAAGGUCCUGAUGGUGUUCAACCGUGCCAAAAUUGCCAAAGCAAGAAGGCUCGAUAUUUUUACUCCCUUCAUCGGUGUAAUAGAAGUACACUUUUCUGACGAGGCUGCAGAGAAAUUGAUCGGGAAGCCGGCUGGUGGAAUGGUGAAGCUGCAUAAGGAUUUGUUACGAACUAAACUGUCUCCACUCUGCUAUCGUCCGAUGCUUUUCCGUAUUUCUCAGCAAAGUUCGAGAUGGUUCAUCGAUGACUGGAAACAACUCGAAAUUCCGCGAUUCAAACUGUUUCUGAAGAAUAUUGCUGAGCAAAAAGGUUACAAGUGA
Messenger RNA from Cooperia oncophora, 384 nucleotides. The record is from the annotation of a GenBank genome assembly. NCBI's taxonomy places the organism in Eukaryota, Metazoa, Nematoda, Chromadorea, Rhabditida, Trichostrongylidae.